GUGCAUCAUUCACUUAAUUGCUCUCAUAACACUCGAUAACGAAUCCAUAUUAGUUAUCAGAAGUAUUAUUGUAUUAUCAGGUCGAUCUGUAGGAUUGACUAAAAAAAUAUACUUUUAGCCAUAUCAAGCACUGCACUUUGUGAUGCGGCGUCCCUGAGGUGGCUUGUACGUACGAGUGCGUAUGGCACGAAGUAUUGUGGAGAUACGAAUAGAAUAAAAAUAAUUUUCUGCACACAAAGCCGGAAGUCAUGCAAAUAAUGUGCGUGAUGUGUCUAACUCUAGUGUGUCAAGUGUGUGAAUAGUGAAGACUUAGCAGUAAACAUGACGGUGCCGCAGCUGGAAGAUGAAGUAGAAAAUCUCACAGCAGUAGUAGUAGUUGAUGAUUCGAAUUCCGUUGAGAAGCCAAAUUUGAAAGGAGAUUGGUUGAAUUUUUUCCUAUUAUUGUUGCUAUAUACAAUGCAAGGCAUACCGUUUGGUUUAGCAUCAGCAAUGCCGAUCAUUUUACAAAGCAACAAAAAUGUGUCUUACAAUGAUCAAGCUCUAUUCAGUUUAGUUGCAUGGCCAGAUAGCUUAAAAUUGAUAUGGGCCCCUUUGGUCGACUCGCUAUACGUACAAAAGAUGGGAAGACGAAAAUCGUGGCUCAUACCCGUUCAAUAUUUAAUGGGGGCAUGCUUCAUUUAUAUGGCCAGUAAUAUUGACGAAUGGUUGCCAGAAACACGGAAACCGGACAUACUGAAAUUGGUAUCCGUGUUUUUCUUCACGAACUUCUUGGCCUCCACUCUAGACAUAGUCGUCGACGGUUGGUCACUGACAAUGCUCAAGAAGAAUAACGUAGGCUAUGCAUCUACAUGCAAUUCAACCGGUCUAGUGAUGGGCAUGAUGAUGAGUUAUUUGUUUUUCGUCUUGUUGACGUCGGAAGACUUCAGCAACAAGUACUUACGGAUUAGUCCAGGUGUGGGAGGGGUGUUCACUUUGAAGAGUUUAUUCUAUGUCUUGGGUAUACUUUUUAUGUUAAUAACUACAUUGAUUGCAAUUUUUAAAAAAGAAAAAGAUAACAGAUUAGAGGACGACCACGUAAAACUCAACAUUAUUCAAAACUAUUCACUACUAUGGGACAUUUUAAAACUACCUAGUAUUCAAAUAUUGGCAUUAACACUGUUGACAGCAAGGAUUGGAUUUGCUGCAACUGACAGUCUGGCUGUUUUAAAGCUCAUUGAUGCAGGAGUACCAAAAGAGAACAUCAUGGUUAUAAAUACAACAAUUUUAGUUGUAAAAAUUACUGUGCCACUUGUCGUUGCGAAAUACACUUCUGGUCCAAAACCUUUGAAUAUAUACCUAACAGCAACAACCAUCAGAUUACUUUGGAAUAUUUCAUUUGUAGUGUUUAUUUAUUAUACACCAAAAUUGAUAACAAUGAAUGGGUUUGUUAAUAUUCCAGAAUAUUACUAUGUACUUUUAGUAUUUAUAUUAUCAAUACAUAAGAUUUUACCAAACAUUAUGGCUGUAUCUACAUUAUCUUUUUUUUCUCGAAUAAGUGAUUCACGUUUUGGUGGUACUUACAUGACAUUAUUGAAUACACUUUUAAAUUUGGGAGGAGCAUGGUCGUCUUCGGUUGCCAUUGGAAUGGUAGAUGUCCUAACGUUUAAACAAUGUUCUUUAGAUAACCAGAAUAAUUGCUCUACUGCAAAUCUAAAAAACAUGUGUAAUACAAAUGAAGGGGAUUGUGUUGUUAUAGUGAACGCCUAUUACGUAGAAACAACUGUAUGUACCAUAUUUGGAAUCGUUUGGUUUUGUAUUUUCAGAAUUAUCCUUAAAAAUUUUCAAACUAAGGGCCCUUCUUAUUGGUUGGUCAAUAUAAGGAGACCUUCCAGUUUCAGUUACGGUUUAUUAACCGGUGAUUUAAAGCUUUUGGUUUUGGUUCCUGUUACGGUGUUGAAAUAUGAAAAAACGCGAUUUUAACCGUUUUAACCGGUUUCGAUUCUUGUAUUAAACUAUAGUUAAAUGUUUAAAGUUGUUUUUUUUAGUUUUAAUUAAUGUUCUAUUUAAGGUUUAUAUGUUU
Acyrthosiphon pisum (pea aphid) is the source of this 2059-nucleotide messenger RNA. Its product is annotated as acetyl-coenzyme A transporter 1-like. The transcript is spliced from 11 exons. Lineage: Eukaryota; Metazoa; Arthropoda; Insecta; Hemiptera; Aphididae. Gene Ontology annotation, cellular component: membrane. Gene Ontology annotation, molecular function: acetyl-CoA transmembrane transporter activity. Gene Ontology annotation, biological process: acetyl-CoA transmembrane transport. The record is from RefSeq and is a predicted model, not a curated record. The coding region runs from base 322 to 1959 and encodes 545 amino acids.